This is a messenger RNA of Momordica charantia (bitter melon), 1876 nucleotides long. Its product is annotated as Transducin/WD40 repeat-like superfamily protein. Gene Ontology annotation, cellular component: cytoplasm; Cul4-RING E3 ubiquitin ligase complex. Gene Ontology annotation, molecular function: protein binding. NCBI's taxonomy places the organism in Eukaryota, Viridiplantae, Streptophyta, Magnoliopsida, Cucurbitales, Cucurbitaceae. The record is from RefSeq and is a predicted model, not a curated record.
AUUCAUUUUGUUCCGGAAAAAAACAGAAACCUGUAUGUGGAAAAAAUUAUCUCGGAUGAAGUCCUGUUACGAAGGAAUGAACUGUGGAUUUGCUGAGAUUUCCGAUAGAGAAAUUGGUAUCGGUCGACCGAGAAACUUCUCCCGCCGAUUCAGUGCUUCACAGAUUAUUGUAGAGCAGCUGAAUCUUGAAAAUAAGUUAAAUGGUCACGAUGGUUGUGUAAAUGCUGUAGAAUUUAACUCGACUGGUGAUCUUCUCGUAUCCGGUUCCGAUGACAGCAAAGUUAUACUGUGGGAUUGGGCAAGAAAUUCUAUGAGGUUUUCGUAUCCUUCUGGUCAUUUGGAUAACAUAUUCCAGACCAAAAUUAUGCCAUUAUCUGAUGAUCAGAAAAUAGUAACCUCAGCUGCGGAUGGCAAGGUAAGACUUGGGCAACUCUUGGAUGAUGGCAGAGUUGUUACGAAAAUGUUGGGAGAGCAUCAAGGCUCUGUUCAUGAACUUGCAGUGGAGCCUGGAAGCCCACACAUACUUUACAGCUGCGGCGAAGAUGGUCUUGUCCAGCAUUUCGAUCUACGCAACACUUCUACCACAAAACUUUUCUAUUGCACCUCCUUUACUGAAAGAAGCAAGCAGCCUCCGAAAAGUGUUGAACUGAAUGCCAUUGUAAUUAACCCAAGUAAUCCAAAUUACUUUGCAUUGGGUGGUUCGGACGAAUAUGCACGUUUGUACGACAUGAGAAGUUGCCGAGGUGAUGCAUUAGUAAAAUCUGACAGAGUUCUUGAUACCUUCUGCCCACAUCAUCUGAUCCAAACUAACAAUUUCCACAUCACGGGAUUGGCUUUCUCAAAUUCAAGUGAGCUGCUAAUUACUUACAGUGACGAGCUUAUUUAUUUGUUUCAGAAGAAUAUGGGGCUAGGCCCCUCUCCAUUGACUGCCUCAUCUGAGAAUUUGUUGAUGAAACUUGAACAGCCACAGGUUUUCUCUGGACACAGAAAUUCAGCAACAGUUAAAGGUGUGAAUUUCUUUGGCCCCAAUGCAGAAUAUGUAAUGAGUGGCUCUGAUUGUGGUCAUAUAUAUAUUUGGAAGAAGAAGGAGGCCGUAAUCGUUAAGUCAAUGGUCGGUGAUCGUAACGUUGUAAAUCAUAUCGAGCCCCAUCCACAUCUGCCUAUUCUUGCUACUUGUGGCAUUGAAAAUGAUGUAAAGAUCUGGACUCCCAUCGCUUGUGAUGUUCCUCCGUUGCCUGAUGACAUAGAACAAAUAAUGGAGUCCAAUAGGCAAGGAAGAGAAGACCACUCUCUGGUGACCCUUACUCCUGAUGUUAUCAUGCACGUCCUACGCCUCCAAAGAAGACAGGCAUCUGCAUUUACAGAGAGAAGACGCACCACAGCUGAUAUCGACAGCGAUGAAGAAAACGAGUGGGAAGCAUAUAAUCUGGAAGUCGUAAAUGGUAAUGCCUCUUCUGAAGAAGAUCCCGCAGAAGUUUCUUCUGAGUGUAACAUCAGCUAGCACUCCACAUUAAGAAAACUCAGCAGUGUGAACUUGUGGAAUAUAGAGCUUGAAGAAACAACCUCGCAGUCGCAUCUCGUCAUAAAAUUGCGAGUAAGAUUCAAACUCCCUAACUAUUUGGAAGCAUUCUGUUUGAUUCAUUUGUUUCGUUGACAUUUGCAUUUGUAUAUUUCAAAAAACAAGUCAAAAAGAGGACAAAUGCACAACGAGGAUGUUUGGUAAGUUUAGUGGAUAAAAUCUGGCAAAUUUUCAGUCAAGUCAUUGUUUUGUAAGAAUAGUGCAUAGCAUCCUACAAGCUUGCUUUUACAACUACAUAGUAUUGAAUUGAUUCAUUGUCUUGAAAUUAAGAUAUAUGUAAAUUUCAAAUAUUGUUUA